AUGAAUAAGUCCUUCAAUGAUGUUGCGCAAGGCAACACAAGAUUCGGUAUCGUGGCCGUUGAACUGAUGGAAACGGCAGAAGACACCUGUGUUUGGCAUAGGCUUGUUGGACGGUCUCCGAAGGGGAGGCUUGGGUAUGAUAGGUGCCUCAUGUACCAAGACAUUCUCAUAGGUGGUGUUGAGGGUGGCGAAGACCUAAAACCUAGGCUUGGGUGUGAAGGGGAGUGGGGCCCGAUCACUUGUCCUAGAAGGGUUGCUUCCAUUGAUCUGGUGGUGGUUGCCAUGUCUGUCAUGCUUGCUACUGCUGAAGGUAUGCUGGUAGCUAUCCUUCCUUUUGGGGUGCGGGGUACCUUAGUUAUCUAG
Molecule: messenger RNA, 363 nt
Organism: Prunus armeniaca (apricot)
Lineage: Eukaryota; Viridiplantae; Streptophyta; Magnoliopsida; Rosales; Rosaceae
Source: the annotation of a GenBank genome assembly